CUGACAAAGUAAGUACUUUCCAGGAUUGAAACAUAUUGUCUGCUGUAUUUUCUCUUCCUCUUUGUCCCUUCAAGUCACCAAAGAGGGAAAGAAGAAUCUUAAUAACUGAGAUGGAUCUGCGUGAGGCAAGAUUUCAAUUAUUUGCUGUCAGUGUGCUGCUGCUCACACUUUACCCCAGCUAUGCCCCAGCUAUCACUAUGAAGGAACAUCUGCCGCUCAGUUGUCUGGAGGACAAAGACUACGAUGAGCUGCUGCAGACUGUGAAGACCGGCCACCCACACAUAAAUACCUCUCAUCAUGUUGUUAUUGUCGGAGCUGGCAUGGCUGGACUGACGGCUGCCAAGUUACUGCAAGACGCAGGACACAAGGUAACCAUAUUAGAGGCUAGUGAUCGUAUUGGAGGACGGGUGGAGACCUACAGGAAUGAAAAAGAGGGCUGGUAUGCUGAGCUGGGAGCCAUGAGGAUCCCAAGUUUUCACCGUAUCGUCCACUGGUUUGCUAAAAAGCUAGGGGUCAAGCUGAAUACAUUCCACAUGAAUGACCCGAACACCUUUUACCUGGUUAAUGGGGUACGGAAGAGGACGUACACAGUGCAAACAAACCCUGACGUGCUGAAGUACAAAGUGCGGAGAAGUGAGAAAGGAAAAACAGCUGACAAGCUGCUACAGCAAGCUUUGCAGAAGUUCAACGAUGAAGUAGAAGCUCAUGGUUUCAAGGCUGCGCUGAGAAAAUAUGACCAUUAUUCUGUGAAGGAGUAUCUGAAAGAAGAAGGAGGCCUGAGUUCAGAAGCAAUAAGAAUGAUUGGAGACCUGCUUAAUGAACAGAGCCUUAUGUACACAGCCCUCACUGAGAUGAUCUAUGACCAGACUGACAUCAAUGACACUGUGAAGUAUUAUGAAGUGACCGGUGGGUCAGACCUUCUCCCGAAAGCUUUUCUUACUGUCCUUGAUGUUCCUAUUCUCCUCAAUUCCAAGGUCAAGCACAUCAGCCAGUCAGAUAAAGGUGUAAUUGUAUCGUACCAGACAGGGCAACAGUCUGAUUUUAUCGACCUUCUCGCGGAUGUCGUCCUAGUAACAACCACAGCCAAAGCAGCCCUUUUCAUAGACUUUGAUCCACCUCUCUCCAUCAGAAAGAUGGAGGCCCUGAGAACAGUCCACUAUGACAGCUCCACUAAAAUCCUCCUUACCUUCAGUGAGAAGUUCUGGGAGAGUGACGGCAUCCAUGGAGGAAAGAGCAUCACAGACAGGCCCUCUCGAUUCAUCUACUACCCCAGCCACAGUUUCCCCAAAAAUCAAACCAUUGGCGUCCUCCUGGCUUCCUACACCUGGUCUGACGACUCCCUCCUCUUCAAUGGUGCGAGCGAUGAAGAACUAAAAGAGCUGGCUCUGAGAGAUUUGGCAAAGAUCCAUCAGAGGGAUGUUAGGUCUUACUGCACAGGGGUGCUGGUAAAGAGGUGGAGCGCAGAUCCUUACAGCUUGGGUGCCUUCGCUCUCUUCACACCCUAUCAACAUUUAGAGUAUGCUAAGGAGCUCUUCAGAAGUGAAGGCAGGAUACACUUUGCUGGUGAACACACAGCCUUUCCUCACGCUUGGAUUGAGACAUCUAUGAAAUCUGCAAUCAGGGCUGCUACAAACAUUAACGAAGAGGUGCUCUUGAAUUCAGAGUUAGCUAAAUGUCCAGUGAGAGAUGAGCUGUAGGGUCUAAGGAAUUGAGCAACCAUGUAUUAUGGUAUUAAUAAAAAAGAGUGGCAAGGUUGAAAUAUGUCCAGCUAAUGUCACAGAAAUAUUUUAUGUUGAAAUGCCACUUUAAUAAAAUAAGAAUCAAUAAAUCAAUCAA
Molecule: messenger RNA, 1836 nt
Organism: Morone saxatilis (striped sea-bass)
Lineage: Eukaryota; Metazoa; Chordata; Actinopteri; Moronidae
Product: L-amino-acid oxidase-like
Exons: 7
Coding region: 111-1697 (528 amino acids)
Biological process (GO): amino acid catabolic process
Molecular function (GO): L-amino-acid oxidase activity; polyamine oxidase activity
Source: RefSeq, a predicted model, not a curated record